GAAGUGCCGCCGCGCCAUCAUGGCGCCGGUGUCGCGCUCCCGCAGUCCUCCCGCCGCCAGUCCCGAGCGCCGCGGCCGUCGCUCCCGAUCCCGAUCCCGGUCCCGCAACGGCUCGCGGCGCGGCUGCCACCGGCGGAGCCGCAGCUGGUCCCGCUCCCGAGAGCGCAGCCCCGGCGGGCCUCGCGCCUCCGCGCACCACGGGCACCACCACGGCAAGGCCUGGCCCGAGUACUACGAGAAGGAGAAGGAGGAGAUCCUGCGGCAGAGGAGACUGAAUGAGAGAGAGAGAAUUGGAGAGCUGGGUGCGCCUGAAGUCUGGGGACUUUCACCGAAGGUUCCUGACCCCGAGUAAGGCACAUUCUUGCUUCUUGCUCUCUGGUUUUUAUUAUACUGAUUCUAGAAGAAUUUACAAAAAUGCAUUAGCCCUGCGCUCCCCCAGACACCACAGUUCAUUGUGUCAGAAGCUUCUGAACCAGCAUAAGCAAACAGUGAAUUUAUUCAAAUAAUCCCAGUAUAGCAGUUACACAAGAAGUGAUCUGCAGAGUUUGCGGACGACACCAAGCUGGCAGGAAGCGUCGAUCUGCCUGGGGGUAGCGAGGCUCUACAGAGAGAUCUGGACAGGCUGGAUCUCUGGGCUGAAGCCAAUGGGAUGAGGUUUAACAGGACCAAGUGCCG
Numida meleagris (helmeted guineafowl) is the source of this 675-nucleotide messenger RNA. Its product is annotated as NF-kappa-B-activating protein-like. The transcript has 2 exons. The record is from RefSeq and is a predicted model, not a curated record. Gene Ontology annotation, cellular component: nucleus. Bases 20 to 352 code for a protein of 110 amino acids. Gene Ontology annotation, biological process: regulation of gene expression. Lineage: Eukaryota; Metazoa; Chordata; Aves; Galliformes; Numididae.